AUGGAUUCCUCUGAAAACGAAAGUUCUUCCCAUCGAAAGAAGAGGGCAAAUCCUGUUAGCUACCAAAGAAGCAUUAUUAAAAAGGCACGUGUAAAAGGCGAACCUUACAAGGGUAAUAAUAUUCCUGGCAAAAUACUUGGCUCCGCAUGCAGCUCUCGAGCGAAAUGUUUUGAAAAAUUCUCCAACGAAGAACUGCAAUCAAAUAUGGUGCGCUUUAUUUCUCUUGAAUCUAAGGAUCAACAGGACAUAUUUCUGCAAAGACUGAUAGAGGUUCGAAGUAUACAGCGGCGGCGCGCUAGGGUUGAGGUGGGAACUAAAGCAAAAUCCAAUACCUUUAAAUACUACACAUUCAAAGAUUCAGACAAGAUUGAAGUUUGUUUGAAAGCAUUUAUCUCAGUCUAUGGUAUAACUUUGGGUCGAGUUAGAAGACUUAAAGAUCUUGCCGUGCUAGGAAAAUCCCCUAGAUACUUACGUGGAAAAAAUCCAAGUGGUAAUAAACUCGGCGAAGAAGUUCAGUUUGCUGUUCGAGAACACAUUCAGUCGUUUCCCGUUAAAUUAAGCCAUUAUGCAAAUCGAGAAGUUAAGUACUUAAAUAGUGAGCUGAAUUUAAAGAUUAUGUACGACUUAUUUAAGGAAAAAUACCCCACAUUGAAAGUCAGCUACCCAUAUUACACGAAUUACGACACACAAAGAAAGGGUCGAGUCGAGGCUUCGCAAUUCAUAGACGGAGCUUUCCACCACACAUUCAAACUCCAACAGUCAGGGAAGACUGCAGUAGCAUUACCUUCUCAACAGGCCUAUCCAUUGGGAAAAGUCCCUAUAAAGAUGACAAAAAUGGAACACAUAAGAAAAUGUGCAGCGUUUGUAGAAGAUGAAUAUCAAGAAUUCUAUACUUCAAUACUUAGUUGGCCAACUACUUCCAAUUAG
This is a messenger RNA of Acanthoscelides obtectus, 927 nucleotides long. The record is from the annotation of a GenBank genome assembly. Lineage: Eukaryota; Metazoa; Arthropoda; Insecta; Coleoptera; Chrysomelidae.